AUGCAAGGCAAAAUCUUCCUACCUACUAGCUCACCAUGUGAUCACCUGCCCUUUAAAACCUCACCUCUAAACCCUAGCUCACCGUCGAAGUAUAGUGUUUUACUUGUAAUUACUAGCACAGUUGCUGCUGUGAAGUCGAAGCAGCUGUACUAUUUAACAUUCUUAUGCUUCCCAUGCAAUAAAUACCGAACUUUUGUUAAGGCCGUUGAGGAAGCCACUGCUGAGCUGGACACUUUGGGUGAGGAGUCUUACAUAGAUAGCACUCUCAUCAUGCAACUGCUGAGGGACAAUCUCACCCUUGGGACUUCUGACAUGCAGUUAGUAAAUAUUAUAUCCUUAAUUGGAAUACUUUCUUCUAAAUAG
This is a messenger RNA of Thlaspi arvense, 363 nucleotides long. NCBI's taxonomy places the organism in Eukaryota, Viridiplantae, Streptophyta, Magnoliopsida, Brassicales, Brassicaceae. The record is from the annotation of a GenBank genome assembly.